AUGCCCAACAUUAAGGUGUUCAGCGGAUCGUCGCAUCCGGAUCUGGCGAAGAAGACCGUCGAGCGUCUUGGAAUCGAGCUUGGCAGAGCCGUCCUGAAGAAGUUCAGCAACCAGGAGACCUGCGUCGAAAUCGGCGAAUCAGUCCGCGGCGAGGAUGUCUACAUCAUCCAGUCGGGCUGCGGCGAGGUGAACGAUAACCUGAUGGAGCUGCUCAUUAUGAUCAACGCCUGCAAGAUUGCCUCCGCCUCUCGGGUCACCGCCGUCAUUCCCUGCUUUCCCUACGCCCGUCAGGACAAGAAGGACAAGUCCCGAGCCCCGAUCAGCGCCAAGCUGGUGGCGAACAUGCUCUCCGUGGCCGGGGCCGACCACAUCAUCACGAUGGACCUGCACGCCUCGCAGAUCCAGGGCUUCUUCGACAUUCCCGUGGACAAUCUGUACGCGGAGCCGGCCGUCCUCAAGUGGAUCAAGGAGAACAUCCCCGAGUGGAAGACUUGCGUCAUCGUCUCACCCGACGCCGGCGGCGCCAAGCGCGUCACCUCCAUCGCCGACCGCCUCAAUGUCGACUUUGCCCUUAUUCACAAGGAACGCAAGCGGGCCAACGAGGUCGCCUCGAUGGUCCUCGUCGGCGACGUCCACAAUCGCAUUGCCAUUCUGGUGGACGACAUGGCCGACACCUGCGGGACGAUCUGCCACGCCGCGGAGAAGCUGAAGGAGGCCGGUGCCUCGAAGGUCUACUCCAUCCUCACGCACGGCAUCUUCAGCGGGCCCGCCUGCCAGCGCAUUGAAAACGCCUGCCUGGAGGCGCUGGUGGUGACGAACACCAUUCCGCAGGAGCAGAACAUGAAGGACUGUCCUAAGAUUCAGUGCAUUGACGUAAGUAUGAUCCUGGCCGAGGCGAUUCGACGUACCCACAACGGCGAAAGUGUCUCCUACCUCUUUUCGCACGUUCCAAUGUAG
Rhagoletis zephyria (snowberry fruit fly) is the source of this 957-nucleotide messenger RNA. NCBI's taxonomy places the organism in Eukaryota, Metazoa, Arthropoda, Insecta, Diptera, Tephritidae. The record is from RefSeq and is a predicted model, not a curated record.